Puccinia triticina is the source of this 660-nucleotide messenger RNA. RefSeq lists its product as uncharacterized. Bases 1 to 660 code for a protein of 219 amino acids. The transcript has 4 exons. Lineage: Eukaryota; Fungi; Basidiomycota; Pucciniomycetes; Pucciniales; Pucciniaceae. The record is from RefSeq and is a predicted model, not a curated record.
AUGCAAAUCUCAAGCACAUUUACUCUCAUCACAUUAUUGGCUUUCUUUCCUUUCGCCAUCCAUGCAGAAUCAGAUGCAGAAAAACCCAAUCCCUACCCCAACGAUUAUAUAAUUAUAAAACCGCUCAAGUGGGUAAGUGACUAUCUGCCAAUCUAUGAGGCCGAGGGAAAGGAAGCUUUCCGUUUUUCCAAGUAUCGGCUUGACCCAUUUAAUGGGAUGACAUUUGUGGCACUCAUGGACCCAUCUUCCAAAGCUUCUUUUAAACUCUCCUCGAAUAAUGAUAACCACUGCAAUGACGAGUCAAAGCACGAGGAAGAUGUGAAGCAGAAGGACAAUUUACCAAAGCGAAAAUUUGAAAAGGAAAGAAGGAAAAGAAAAGGGGAUGUCUGGAGAUUCAACGUCCUUCCUGACGGCCAAGAUGUCCGGCAGUACUACAAGUAUUACUACAAUAAUAAGAACAUAGGAGGUAGCAUUUAUAAGGAGGGCAACGGACAAAAGGACGAACUGGUUGGCCUGAUCAGAACUCAAAAGCGGAACUUGGUCUGGGUGGAUCCUAAUCAAAACACCGAGACUUUUACCCUUUCAUGCGCCAAUAAUUCCCCAGUACCUGAAUUCGCCACCUUGCUGGCCUUGGUCUUUGCCAAAGCCUCUGAUUGUUGA